This is a messenger RNA of Doryrhamphus excisus (bluestripe pipefish), 1409 nucleotides long. Lineage: Eukaryota; Metazoa; Chordata; Actinopteri; Syngnathiformes; Syngnathidae. The record is from RefSeq and is a predicted model, not a curated record.
GUCAAGGAAGGACGGGAGUAUUUUUAUUCCUCCACAGACAGCCAGCGCCAUGGACCACGUGCUGCGCUUGGCAGACCGUUACGUCUUGACUCCGUACCUGUACCCGGCCUCGUGGCAGGAGGACGGUGCCGUGCGGCAGAUGGUCAGCCUGUUUCUUCUCACCAACGUGGGAGCGCAACUGCUGUACAUGGUCUUUGGUGCGCUGAGUUUCUACUACGUCUUUGACCACCGGCUUAUGAAACAUCCACAUUUUAUUAAGAAUCAGGUGAGUCAAGAGAUCCGUCUGGCGACGACGUCCCUUUUCUGGAUGAGUUUCCCCACCGUGAUGCUUUUCUUCUGGGAGGUCAGAGGACACAGUAAACUUUAUGACGGCAUCACUCCAACUUUUUUAGGAUGGUCCGAAGUGUUGGUGAGCAUUGCUGGAUUCUUGUUCUUCACCGACACGUGCAUCUACUGGAUACACCGCUGCAUGCAUCACAGGAGCAUCUAUAAGUACUUACAUAAGCAGCAUCAUUUAUUCAAGAUCCCCACGCCGUUUGCGAGCCACGCCUUCCACCCGCUCGACGGCUUCCUGCAGAGCUUACCCUACCACGUCUACCCUUUCAUGUUCCCGCUCCACAAGGUCGUCUACCUGUCUCUCUUCGUCUUUGUCAAUAUCUGGACCAUUUCCAUACACGACGGUGACUACCGCAUCCCGGGUCCCUUGAUACAUCUCAUUAAUGGUGCCGCCCACCAUGUGGACCAUCAUCUUUUCUUCAACUACAACUAUGGACAGUAUUUUACCCUGUGGGACCGUUUAGGAGGGUCCUAUAGAUAUCCCUCGGUCCUGCGGGGGAAUGGACCGCAUGACCACAUCCGGAAGAUGGAGUGGAGCUAUAACAGAAGACUGAAUUGACUUGAGUCGUUAUUCACGAUUAUUAUUGUUCUGAUAUUUCAAUAUCUUUUAAUUAGCUUUGUGCUGCUAGCAUGUCAAACCAAAGAACCAUCAGCAUGCAUGCAUGCAUGGGUCUUUCAUGACAUAUCCGUAAACAUAAAUCCAUGCUCAUCCGCCAAUUGUGGUGCCAACACAUCAAGCGACCGCUCCAGAAAACGUCAACAAACUAAGAAUAAUUCAACGCAAAAUGAAGGUCAUCGACCCGAGUGGGAAUUGGAACACAGUCUCGUUCCAGUGCUGGUUCAGCUCCCAGUAUUCGGAGUGUUUUCGUGCAGGCUUGUCAGCGAAAGGUCCGUCCACUUCAUCUCUUGUUCUUUCACCGACUCCGUGGAUCCGCCGUUGUCCUGCUCGGCUUCAGGGAGUUCGCUCUGAAAGACAACCAGGCUGAAGGUCUCAUCGCUUCUCUUGAACUGGUUCUGAUACCGAUCCACAUACUAAACUGCAAGUUUAGUAUGUGGAUUUGUGGAUUAGCAAU